Molecule: messenger RNA, 2453 nt
Organism: Cladophialophora immunda
Lineage: Eukaryota; Fungi; Ascomycota; Eurotiomycetes; Chaetothyriales; Herpotrichiellaceae
Exons: 2
Coding region: 1543-2313 (256 amino acids)
Molecular function (GO): oxidoreductase activity
Source: RefSeq, a predicted model, not a curated record
ACAGAGAUACAGUCAAAUCUUGGGUGAGCUCCCGAGGCUACUUGAUCUAUUCCUGUGUGUACAGGGCCGUGCUUUUGCCGGGGGACAGAUUGUGUCGUCCACGAGCUCCUCGCCCCAAAGAUUUUGCGGUGGCAAGCUCAGGCGAGGUGAUCACAACUCUGACCUUGCGCAACCUUUGCCAGAGAAGAAGAGCUUCGCUCAAACAGUUGGGGUUCAUUUCCAUGCAACGUACCCAAAUCCCAUGCCAGAUGUCUCAAGCGGAUCUUAGGACCUGUCGUCGGCCCCGACGACCGCUCCUCGACACCGACUGAGCUGCGAUCUGCAUCCCACUCUUGCUCCUCCUUGGACUCGGUGUGGAGGUGAUACAUACAACAAAGGCCAAGACACCAGAGAACGCAGUCUCUGACAGUCGGAUGUGUCGGCACCAACUCCUUCUACCUCUGGCACACAAGGAGGGACGCGACGUCUUCAGAGGGGGGUGCAAUUGACGAUUCUCUGGCCUUUUCAUGGAGUAGCCAUGGCGCAUUGACAGCAAAGAAGACCGAGCAGACAGCACUCCUUGCUGAUAUAUGUGAUGAGAAGCAGAUGUGCCUUGAGAGACUCCCGUGCUGUCCACCAAAGGAUCGCCGGAUGCCAAGCUGGCCAAACCCCAUUCCUCUCCGCCCCCAUUCUGUGCUUUUCGACCCCAGAUCUCAAAGCUCCAACCCGCAGACCUCCAAUUCUGGUCCGCUCAGUGUCAAUGCAGGCAUAGCGGAGCACGUCCAAGCAGCCCCGCCAGUAAGAACGGUUGGGCUGCUUGCUGUCCACUGAGGUCGGGCUGGAAUAUGAGCGGCAUUUACCUACAGGCUGGCAUUUGCGCCGAGGAUGGCAGAGUCUUGCUGGCUCUGCCACUUCUUACUUGCCGAUGGCGACUCCAUUGAUGCGUCUCACCACCCUGGAAGCCUCCUCCUCCACAUUGUGCCCCACGACCUGAGGAGCCCCAUCUUUACCUAAGCGCAAAAGACGGUUUUCGACCAUCUUCGAAGGGAGAUGAUUCUUGAUUCUCGCGCAGAGAAAGGUAUCUGUACAGAGCAUAUUACCCAAGUGAGUCGUAACUUGAGCUCUCGAUAAGGUCCUCCACCAAGCAGAACAGACGCCCAAUUACCCUCAACUCGCCCGCUGCAUUCAACACCUCACUACCACGGACCGAGAUCAGGGGCAAAAUGGGCAGCUACGCUGAGGAGCCAGAAUUCAAGACCAUCACCAUCCAAAAACUUCACCCUACAUUCGCGGCUGAGGUCGAGGGCGUCGAUUUUCAAAAUUUAUCCGAUGAACAAUUCAACGAGAUUCUCGCCGCCAUGGCAAAGGUACCAACGCCCCUAUUUCUGAGCCUUGCUGGCCCUUCCUCGUCAAUCUGUCGCACAGUUGAAACAGCGAUGCUUUGUAAUUUGGCGCUUACUCGUCCUUUUUAUGCUUUAGUAUGGUGUUUGUAUCUUCCGCAACACUGGAUUAGACGAUGCCAGCCACAUCGAAUUCUCCAGACGUAUUGGUGAUCUUGACACUAUGAAGCGUUAUAUGGUUGAUGGCCGCAGACCAAGGUACCGCUACUACGAAUUGUUCGACGCUGGGAAUAUCGAUGAUCAAGGUGGUGUUCUUGACCCCAAUAGCCCAAGAGCACACUAUGGCAAGGGCAAUGCUCUCUUUCAUGUCGACUCCUCAUUCAACCCUAGGCGCGCAAGUUUCUCACUGCUACGUGCGGUAGAAAUCCCCCCUCCGGGAAAUGGCGGGAACACUGACUUCGCCGACUCGCGCACCGCUUGGGACGAGCUGGAUCCGGAAUUUCAAAAGGAACUCCUGGAGAAAGAUUAUGUUGUUCACCAUUCGAUCGCGCAGUCUCGCAAAUUAGGAUCCCCAGAAUUCUUCAAAGACCUUGAUCCGACCAACGGAGGUGUUAUGGCUCGGCAUCGACUCAUCCAGGUACACGAGCCCAGCGGUCGCAGGAAUAUCUACAUUGCAGCACACUCCCACCACAUAGAAGGCAUUCCCAAGGAGGAAUCCGACGCGCUGAUCAAGAAACUCCUCGACCACAUCACCCAGAAGAAGUACACGACUAGCGUUGAGUGGAAGAAUCCAUCGGAUAUGAUUAUCUGGGACAACCGGUGCACGCUCCACAGAGCCAAUGGGGGAGCGUUCGAAGGCAAAUACAAGCGAGAUUUGAGACGAACGACAGUGCACGACGACAGCAGCACAGCUUGGGGGUUGAACGAGGUUGAAGACACGGAGAACUGGGUCGUGAACCACGAUGCCACUAGGGCAGCUGGACAGACGAAAUAAGGUCUUGGGCAGUAUGGAAUAGUGCAUCGAAGUAAAGCUGUCGUUAUUCAGCUUGUCCAUUCGAUCUCGUGCAUAUACGGGAGCUUUGUCCAACGCGCUUCAAUACGAUAAAUUUGCACGCUGUACGGACAAACAAGCUC